Molecule: messenger RNA, 1070 nt
Organism: Sphaeramia orbicularis (orbiculate cardinalfish)
Lineage: Eukaryota; Metazoa; Chordata; Actinopteri; Kurtiformes; Apogonidae
Gene: fbxo36b
Product: F-box protein 36b
Molecular function (GO): protein binding
Source: RefSeq, a predicted model, not a curated record
AUUGGAUCAUAAUUGAGUGUAAAACAUGUUAGAACACCAAAGGUCCUCCGUCAGGGAAAUACCGUUGCCAUGACAACUCUCAAACUUUAACAUGGCGUCCCUGUUAACAGAUCCUCUGUAUGAAACCUCUGGAGUGGGUCCUUCACCAAAUAAGAACUUUUAUUAUUUUGCUGUCCGGAAGUCUGAUGUGAUCUGGAGAUGGUGGAAGAUUUCUCCAAGAACAGUAGACAGGUACUCAAAACCUGGGAGAAGUGAGUCUCACCAGGACUUCUUGGAUGACCCAUGGUUGAACAGUGAGGUCAGGAUGGUUUUUGGUCAAAAGAUUUGGCAGUAUGCCAAAGCCUUGUGCCAAGGCCACUAUGAUUAUCUGGAGCGCCUGUCUGACUCUUUACUUCUGCAGAUUAUAAAUUAUCUCGAGCUGGAGGAUGUGGGUCAGCUCGGACGAACUUCACGCAGGUUCAGGCAGUUGUGUGGGUCAGAGGGAUUCUGGGAGACUGCAGUGCGUCAGCGGUGUAACACUGUUUCAGCUGAGGUGUCGUCUCUGGCUCUGGAGGUGGGCUGGCGUCACAUCUUCUUCACCAACAAACUACAGCUGCAGAAGCAAAUCAAUCGCUGGAAACUGAAGAAGAAGGAACAAAUGAAGGACCAGGUCUGGGACCCAGAUAGAAAGGAAGAGGAGUGUCCUGAAGGAACCCCAGAGACGAGGGAUGACAGCGACGAGGAAUCUCACCCUGAUGUGAACCCUGAUAUCUACCCCGACCCAAACACUGACCCAGAGUUUGGCGCUGGCUGCAACAUGCCUGAACAUUUAUUGGAGGAUCUAAAAAACUGUGAAGUGACAACAGCAGUUCAGAGUAGAGUCUACCCUGCAGAACUACAAAUACACUGACUUAAACCUUUUGCCAAAUUUAUUGCAUAAACCUUUUGUCUUAAUGAUUCCUCAUGCUAAAAUGGAACAUACUAGUGAUCUGAAUGUGUUUUAUUUUGUUUUCAAAAUUUGAAUUGUUUUAGUUAAAAGUCAUCGUACAGUAUCAUACAAUGACAAUUCCUAUAAAAAUGUUCUUUGUGUU